AUGCCUGCAAGGUACCUCUUGAGUGAUUUCAUCGAGGAUUUCUUACUCAACGAAUAUGUUCUUGAGCAAGCUAGUCUUCUUGCAAUCCCUUCGUCUCCUUUAUUAUAUUAUCAAGCUCCUAGCUCACCGAUCCUUCCUCCGUUACAUAUCGAUCAAUCUGCUGUACGAGCGCUACGAACUCCAUUUCUUCCAUUAUCACCGACUACCUUUAUAACGUCUCCAAGCAAAUGGGCUGCUGCUCGAGCCCAUUUCGCCGCUCAUCCUAAGGCUUCCGCUGCGGCUGUAGGAAGAGCAAGUAAUAUAACUUCUCGAUAA
This is a messenger RNA of Drepanopeziza brunnea f. sp. 'multigermtubi' MB_m1, 315 nucleotides long. The record is from RefSeq and is a predicted model, not a curated record. Lineage: Eukaryota; Fungi; Ascomycota; Leotiomycetes; Helotiales; Drepanopezizaceae.